CUGUUUUCUGCUGGAAAAAUCACAGACACUAGAGUAGCUGAGCUGAAGGGAAAGUACACCCUGCUGCAUAAGACUGUGAUAAGUUUACAGGAAUCUGAGAUCCAGCUGUUGUAAGAAGCCAAACGGCUUAGUGUAGAACUGGAAGAGCAACAACAUGAACUGGAAAAAAUGGAACAGUUCCCUGAAGAGUAUUCCAAUGAAGUUUCCCAAAUAAGGCAACAACUUCUUAGCUGCCAAAAUGAAUACAAUGCCAUUACAGAACGAGAAUAUGAAAUUCAGUUCAAGAUGGAAUGUUUGCAAGAAGAAAAAAGGCUUCUGGAAAAUGAAUACAAAAGACUUCCAAGAAAAAGGGAUGAGCUAGUUAAGAUUCUUGGUAUUCCAGCACAGCUUGGAAAAGAAACUGAAAGGAUGAAUCGGAAAAAAAUUGAUGCAGAGAAGAAGAAAGAAGCUCUUAAUGAGCAAAUAGAAGAGCUGAAUGGUGCUCUGAAGGCCAUUGAGAAAAGUACAGAAGAGAUUUUGCAAGAAAGAGAAGAUGUAGUGAAGGAAUUGGAUGGGAAACAGAUUUUGCUAGAAAGCAAAGAACAAGAACGCAUUGCUCUGACAAAAUUACUAAAUAUUAACAGAGAGAAGGAAUCAGCAGUCCUAUCAGACAGUGGUCUUAUGCUCAGAGAUCGAGAAGAAGAAGUGUGCAUUUUGUAUGAAAAAAUAAACAUGCAGGAGAUGUUGCGUAGAAAUGGCAAUAUUGAGAUGCAAGUUAUGGAUGGAAAGAUCAGAUUUCUGAAGCUGAAGGCAGCUGAGAAGAAGAGACAGAUUCAAUUGUCAUUCAAAGCGCUCCCAGUGAAAAAUGCCCUGGAUGCACAUCUAGUGGUACUUCAGAUACAG
This is a messenger RNA of Merops nubicus (carmine bee-eater), 882 nucleotides long. RefSeq names its product coiled-coil domain containing 146 (gene CCDC146). The record is from RefSeq and is a predicted model, not a curated record. Lineage: Eukaryota; Metazoa; Chordata; Aves; Coraciiformes; Meropidae. The transcript is spliced from 6 exons. The annotation marks the transcript as partial. Gene Ontology annotation, cellular component: cytoskeleton.